CGUUGUUCCUCACUGACAUAAACAGUAUUAAGAUGGUGAGUUUAGUUUUCGAGAAAUUUAAAGAUAUCUCUGGUACGGAAAUGAACCCACAAAAAUGCAAAGGACUCUGGAUUGGAGCCUGGGAAAAUCUCCCAUCAAACUACUUAGGAUUUAACUGGUCCCAGACCAACAUCAAAAGUUUGGGAAUACUGAUAGGUAAGAAUAGCAACGAGCAAUGGAACAAAAACAUCGAGAAAGUAAGAAAGGCCUCUUACAUGUGGAGAGGAAGAAAUAUCUCAAUUACUGGAAAGGCUAAACUAGCGAAUAUCAAACUGCUGAGCCCUUUUUGGUAUCUUAUUCACACGCAACCACUCCCCAAGAGAGCGGUGACGCAAAUCAAUAGAAUAUGUGCCACCUUCAUCUGGGGCUCAAACUUUGAACCGAUAAGAAGAACGACGUUAUAUAAUAGUUUAGAAAACGGAGGAGCUGGCUUAUUGGAGGUCUCCCUGAAAACCUUAAUACAGAGAAUCAAACUGAUAAAUAACCUGCACAAAUAUGGUAUCUGGACAAGCCUAGCAAAAGCAUUUCUCCAACCUCACAUACCAAAUAUAAUCAUAACUACUGAGAAAAUACACAGACUAAGACCACCAACAAUACUGCUUGAAAUUGUACGAUGCUACAGAACAAUGAAGGAAAACUUCUCCGAUGAAAUCAUCUUUACAUCAACACCAAAAGAGCUCUACUAUAAAGUAAUAGAUAAAUUUAUUCCGAAACUCCAAAACCGUAUAUGUCAAUUCAAUCUGAAAAGUAAAAAUAUAAUUAAAAUCAUUUCAAAACUAAAUAUCCCUAGCAAAGCGAAAACCAUCUUUUGGAAACUUCAACAUAACUGCCUACAGACAAACGAAUGGAGAAAGCAAAAAAAAAUUUACAAACUGCACAGACUGUCCCAUAUGCUACAACAAAGAAACGCUCGAACACGCCAUCCUGGAAUGCAAACACACGAACCUACUCUGGACAACAUUAAGUAA
Messenger RNA from Centruroides sculpturatus (bark scorpion), 1007 nucleotides. RefSeq lists its product as uncharacterized. The transcript has a single exon. NCBI's taxonomy places the organism in Eukaryota, Metazoa, Arthropoda, Arachnida, Scorpiones, Buthidae. Bases 33 to 1007 code for a protein of 324 amino acids. The record is from RefSeq and is a predicted model, not a curated record.